AUGAACGCCCUCUACGCCAUCGGCUCCAACGGCUCCGGCCAGCUCGGCAUCACCCACAAAGAAGACGUCUCCGUCCCCAAGCCCGCCGUCUUCCACCCAGACCAACACCCGCCCUCGCGCAUCGUCAAGGUCGCCGCCGGCGGGAACCACACGCUCCUCCUCACAGAAGUAGGCAAGCUCUACUGGAGCGGAGAUCCAGCCAGCGGUGCCUGUGGCCUGCGUCCGUAUCCAAACAUUCCCGUGUUUCUGGAGGCCAGGCUAGCAAAGGAUGAGCAGGUGGGAGACAUUGCUCUCGUGGCGGCUACGUGGGAAGCUUCCAUUGUUGUGUCUAGGGAUGAAGGGGGAAAGCGAACAAAGGUGUUUGCUUUUGGGAUUGGACAAAAGGGGGAGCUGGGUCUGGGCGAGUUGAUUGUGCGGACACCUUCGGCUACGAGAAUCAAGGAUUUCCCACCUCCUGGCACGGAGGUUGUCGACUUGUCUGCGUGCAUGGGGCAUGUCGUCGCUGUGCUUGACAAUGGCGAGGUCUACGGCUGGGGAAACUGCCGCAAGUCGCAGAUCGGCGAGCCCGCCGCGGUCGUCUUUGCGCCCCGUAAGGUCGAGGGCAUCAACUUCAAGGCCGUCAGAGCCGUCUGUGCCAAAGAAGCUACGUGCAUCUUUGGAGAGUCAGGGAGCGGAAGCAUGCAAGUGUUGGGCUCGGAUAAAUGGGGUCUGGUAUCACAGGCCCCUUCAGCUGCCCCUGCGUGGAAAGACGUUGGAGCGAGCUGGGGGAACUUUUACAUCCUGGGUCAAGAUGGAAGCUUGACGGCCUGGGGCCGAGAUGACCAUGGCCAGCUUCCUCCGCCAAACCUCCCUCAUCUUAAACAAAUAGCCAUUGGCAGCGAGCACGUCGUAGCGCUUACAGUGGACGGGGACGUUCUGUCAUGGGGCUGGGGAGAGCACGGCAACUGCGGACCAAAGGUGGACAACAACGACGUAAAGGGGAGAUGGAACGUGAUUGCAUCGUCAAAGCUCAUCCCCCCUGAGAGCAAGAUAGACAACAUAGGCGCCGGUUGUGCCACUAGCUGGAUAUGCAUUACAUCCCGCUGA
Messenger RNA from Trichoderma reesei QM6a, 1086 nucleotides. RefSeq lists its product as uncharacterized. The coding region runs from base 1 to 1086 and encodes 361 amino acids. The transcript has a single exon. The record is from RefSeq and is a predicted model, not a curated record. NCBI's taxonomy places the organism in Eukaryota, Fungi, Ascomycota, Sordariomycetes, Hypocreales, Hypocreaceae.